Dipodomys spectabilis (banner-tailed kangaroo rat) is the source of this 1041-nucleotide messenger RNA. It is a transcript of the gene Jsrp1, whose product is annotated as junctional sarcoplasmic reticulum protein 1. Gene Ontology annotation, cellular component: sarcoplasmic reticulum. The coding region runs from base 1 to 1041 and encodes 346 amino acids. Gene Ontology annotation, biological process: regulation of ryanodine-sensitive calcium-release channel activity; skeletal muscle contraction. NCBI's taxonomy places the organism in Eukaryota, Metazoa, Chordata, Mammalia, Rodentia, Heteromyidae. The transcript is spliced from 6 exons. The record is from RefSeq and is a predicted model, not a curated record.
AUGACAACCAGAGCUUCAGAGGACUUGGAUGGAGGACUGGGUAGCUGCCUGGUCAGCGACAACCUCUCUGCGCUAUUGGAGCCUUGCUCAGGCCGGCUGCGGGAAAACAAGGCUCAAGCCUCAGCCAGGCUGGCAGCCUCCAGCAACUGGCCCCAUGACCCUCAGGAGCUGGUUGCUGCUGGUGAUGUGGAUGCCAGGCCCAAAAAGAUGGAAAAGGAAUCUGUAGCUGGUGGGAGCCGAGGAUCAGGAAAGGAGAUGAUGAAAGCUGGAGCGACUCCCCGCAGUGGCCCCACACGCAAGAAAUCACAGACUGCGCCACCCUUGCAGCCACCACCGCCACCACCACCAGCCCUGAGCACGGAACUACCCUGGGGAGAUCUGUCACUCAACAAGAUCCUGGUACUAGCCUCACUGGUGGCUCUGUUGGGCUCAGCUUUCCAACUGUGCCGAGAUGCUGUGGUUGGGGAAGCUGCUGUUCCCACACCUGCCCAGGAGCCAUGGGUCCCACCCAGCUCACCACCCAAAAAGCCAGUGUUGCCACAACCUAAGCCUGCAGCUCGGGCCCUGCCAUCAGAACCACCUGCACCCAAAUCGGUGCCCCUCGUGCCCCAGGUGGAGGUAGAGGACAAACCCGAGGUUCCCCAGGCUGCAGAGAUCACUGAGGAGGAGCAAACUUCCCUCGGCCACCAAGAGCCGCUAAAGGAGGAGAAGCCGAAAAAGGAAGAGCAACUCAGGAAGAAGAAGCUACGGAAGGAGGAGAAACUACGGAAGGAGGAGAAGCCACGAAAAGAGAAGCCUCGAAAGGAAGAGAGGCCACGAAAAGAGAUGCUGUGGAAGGAAGAGAGGCCACGAGCCUCCAGAGAAUCCCGGGAAGCCCUGCCCCAGAGUUGGGAAGCAAGGGAAAGGGGACAUCGGCCAUGGACUAGGGACUCCAGGGACCCCAGAGACUCCAGUCACAGGAAGAGACACACCGGGGCCUCCCCACACCACCGACAAGAGGAAGAGCAGCAGAAGCCCCGCAAGGGUAAGGGGCGGGGCUGA